ACAUGGUACAUUAAGCAAUACGUCGCCACAAGGAGAGAGUUUUACAGUCAACUGGAAGAAGUAAAGCUUUUGGAACUAUUGCUUUAGCCAUUCUGGGUUCUGCCACAGGUAAGUUAACCGAGUUGCAACAUUCCACUCAUCCAGCAGAGCUUACCAAGGGAUUGCAUCUCAGCACAUAAGGCAGAUGACAAGUGGAUUAAAAGGACCUGACCACCUUGGAUAUUUAUUUUUUCUUUGUAUCAGACCUAAUGUUAAAACUGUUGCAAAACUGAAGGAACAAACUGAGUUUUCUUGUCUGUGUGGAUGCAACUGUGUGGUGCUAUUGCUUCAAACAAGUUUGUCAGCAUAACAGUGAAUACCUAGGGACCCCGGAAUGAAUUGAAAGCUGUUUUUUUUUUUUUUUUUUUUUUUUUUAAUUGUUCCUAUGACCUAAAAUUGCCGGACUCAACAGAACUACUGUUUGCUGAUGCAAGAGAUUCAUAAAGCUAAUAAGUCAGGAAGUCCCGUAAAACUCCAGGCAUAACACCACUGUAUGUAUACAGUAUCACAAUGUCUCUGGCACUACUUGGAUUGAAUUGCAUCAUACCGUCCUGUGUCUAUAAACUGUUGAAGCAAACCAAGUGAGAAGGCUGUGAAGUUCUGAAAUAGAUAGUUUAAACCCUUUCUUAAGUGUCUUGCCCCCAUAUAUUUUUCUGAACUCUCUGAGCAAAAAUAGUGUGAAAGUUGUUGGAGUAAUUUGGGCUUAAUUUAACACGGUUGCGAACAAGUUAUCUGACAAGGUGCUUGGCAACAGAAAACUUGUUGAGCGUGUGAUCGGCCCCUUGGGUCAGAGCCUAAAGCGGCAGAUCAAAGCUGGUGUAGGGGGUGUAAAGUAGGGCGGUCGCGUGCGCCUUCUUGGCUCUCAUCUAAAUGUAUGGAGUGGAUGGGGGGGAGUAGUAGAAAGUCUGUAGCACCUUCUUCUGGCUGUCUGCGUCUAAACACACACUAAAAGAAGCUCGCAGAGGGAGGCUGCCCAACACGUACACACUCUGUGAGUAGCUGAGCACAUUUAAAGUGUGCAGAGGACCACCACAGUGCAGUGACCAGAAGUACUAAACCCUGACAUAAAGACUCUCCACAGAGAUGACAAUGGAUGGGUCAGCUCACAAUGAAGGCUUGCACUGCAUCAUGAUACAGAGGGUUACUCUGACUUUGCUUCUAUGGGGUAGUUGUGGUUGGCUCAUCUCAAACUGUGAAGGCCAAGACUUGUUUCCACCAACUACUGUCGCAAACUGCUCCUGUAAACUUGGCCAUGGGAAGUGUGCUGAAGAUGGUGACUGCAGAUGUGACCCAGGUUGGGGAGGGCCCUUUUGUGAGGACUGUGUCCGGAUGCCCGGCUGUGUUCACGGCUCCUGUCAUCAGCCAUGGCAGUGCACCUGUUUGGAUGGCUGGACAGGCCGCUUCUGUGACAAAGAUAUUCAUGUGUGUGAAAACGAGAAGCCUUGUCAAAAUGGGGCCACCUGUUUUCUAAAUGAUGCGGGAGAGUACAACUGUUUGUGUCCUGAAGGCUUCCAUGGAAAAAACUGUGAGUUAAAGACCGGGCCGUGCCAUAAAAUCAAGUCCCCCUGUAAGAAUGGUGGCUUAUGUGAGGAUCUAGGUGGAUUUGCACCUGAACUGUCGUGUCGAUGCCUAGCCGGCUUCACAGGACCUCGCUGUGAAACCAACAUGGAUGACUGCUUGAUGCGCCCCUGUGCAAAUGGUGCCACUUGUGUGGAUGGCGUGAACCGCUUUUCAUGCCUGUGCCCUGCUGGGUUCACUGGCCGUUUCUGCACGGUCAACCUAGAUGACUGCGCUAGUCAACCAUGUCUCAAUGGAGGUCGUUGUAUAGACCGCGUCACCAACUUUCACUGCCUGUGUCCUGCUGGAUACAUGGGUCGAACUUGUGAGGUUCCACUUGGGGAAAAGGGUCUCCAAACCCAAGCACCACACAGGGGCACCUUUGGCUGGGGAGGAGGAGGAGGGCUCCCAGAAAUCUCCAAACUACCCCACAUUACUCCAAAUAAGCCACACAUCUACACCUCAGGAAACUACUCCCAUGGGGUUACAACCAGUGGGGAUAAGGGCCAUCUGUUGAAAAUUUCUGUAAAGGAGGUAGUGACUCAGAGUGCAGCAUCAGGACUCUCGGAGGAACAUUUUAUAAUCUUGCUGGUAUUAGGAGGCCUGACUCUGGCUGUGGUGGCACUUACAGCUGGCCUGGUGCUACGAGGACACUGGCAGAAUUUCUGUGUCUGCAGUCAUUGUAGAGCGCCGACCUCCAAACAGCAUUCAUUCCAGCGAUGUCGCACGCAGCAGCGCCACUUAGCGGCAACUCAACAGGACUGCAAGAUCAGCUUCCUACACUCAUGUGCUCCACCUGAGCUGGAGAAGAAGAGACUAAACACAGAGGUCAUAUGAAGAUACCGGGAAAAAAGAAUGCUUGACUGCUCAUAAUAAAGAUGGGUCAUGUUUAAUGAAAAAGGGUCUUGUUUCUGUUUAUGACCUUAAUGACCCAGUCACACCAGCUGUCUUUGAAGAGGCGAAUGAGCCAGUUAAAGUGCAGGUAAACUGAAAGAAUAAGAAACAGUCCUUAAGGGAGCAUCAGUGAGAAGCACUCCACAGAAAAAAGAGCACUUGACUAACCAUCGUGGACUAAAUGAUGCCAUGAUGGCGCAUACAGCACUGAAGAAGUAUUAAGACAAAAAUGUGUAGAAAGGACUAGAGGAAUGUUUUAUUAGGACACAAUCUUCAGUAGGACUGCAAUGAAGAAAAGUACUGUACUAUUCCUAUUUUAUACAAAAAAAAUACUCCCCCCCCCCCCCCCCCCCCCAUCCUACAUAAACAAAAACAUUUUGCUAUUAAAUCUAAAUCAUUUCGUUUGUUUCAGUGCCCCAAGUGGUCUCAGAUUGAAGAUUCUCAGUGAACACAACAAAUCAUCUCAGACUCCUCUAAAGUGACCCACAGUGUACUGUUUUCGCGUAGUGGUUCAUUUUGUGGUCUAUUUGAUUUGUGCAUUGUGAAAACAAAGUGGUCUCUGUCCUCUUCACAUUUUGCUUUUGCAUUUGAGUAUUCGGUCUAAUCUGACUCAAAAAUCGCAUUUGCUACAGGGGGAUAGUAAAGAACUACACAGGAGCUAUUAGUGUAGACUUCUCACAGUCUUCAAAUGUAGAUAUUGUCUAUAUGGAGAUAAUUGCCUUGUAAAUGAUAAUUGAAUAUUUGUGUUGUUUUAUAUAUGUGUAUAAUGUGUUUUUUUGCACAAAUGUUGGAAGAUGUAUUAUGGGUCCAAGCACAUUGUGCCUGGAGACUUCUUGUUCUUGUUUUGUGUUGGGGCCUGGAAACACAAAAUUAGACAGAAAGGUGCAUUACCCCCAAUAUUCAGGCAAGUAAGGGGACCUUGAUCAGUCUCAUAGUGGCCCUAUAGCACAGUGUUUGUUUGUUUGUUUAAUUGCUUUUUGUUUAUUUUGCCCAUACCGUAUUGGAUUUUUUUAAAUUAAUUUGCAUAAUAUGCUAAACUUAUCAUUGCACCUCUAGAUCUCUAGCAAAAAUGUUGACAUUUCCAAACAAUAUGACCACAUAUGGAUGUGGAUAACACCUGAAGACUUUAAUGGAUUCUCAUUAAACUUGAAAGUCUACAGCAAGUGAUUUUAGGGGAUAUCGUUACGUAUAGGCUGCAUUUGUCAACCAGGGUUACUAUAAUAUUCAAAUAACUGCUUCUCAACAAUUUCUUUUAGAAGUAGGUUGACGAUUUUCAUGCUGAAUCUUUGUGCUUGUCUCUAAGGUUGUCAGGGAUAAUGUGAUAAAUUUAAAAACAGGAAUGGUGUCAGUCAAAAAUUCAGCUAGCCUUUAACAGGCUUACCAUUUGACAUGCUACAAGUAAUGUCUUCUUUGGUUUUGGAAUCUGUAUCUCUAGAGUCACCAACAGGCAUAAAGUUGAGCUUACAUUUCAACUGUUAUUUCUGGCCCAUAUUAUUUAAUAUGAUAAUCAUUAUAUAAAACAUCUGGUUAAUUCUGUUCAAAUGACAAGCAGAUUAAGGUGAACAAAAAAUAUCAAACGGAUUCACAAUAUCAAUAUUUGGAGCAAAGAUGCCAAAAAAUAAAGGCCAUAUAUAUGCAGUUCUUACUGUUCUGACAUAAAUCGUGGUAUUAUUUGGCACCACAGCCUGAGGGUGCCCAAAUUGUUUUGUUAUUUGACCACAAUGUGGUCCUAAGAACAUGCAUAUAACUGAACAUAACUUUAUGAAGCAUUUGCCUAAACUCACGUUUUGUUCCUCCUGAAUGCCUGGAACACAAUGUAUUCAAUGUAUGUAAAAGUUUCCUUGUCACCUUGUUGAAUUAUCUGCCAUUCUGAAUUUGAACAAAGUCAAUCUUUUAUUAUUCUGCAUGCAGAUUUUCACGAAACAUAGCUUGAUGAGAUCCAGACUGUGCCAGACAAACAUACAUACAUAUAUAUAUAUAUAUAUAUAUAUAUAUAUAUAUAUAUAUAUAUAUACAUAAAAUUUCGCUUGUGAUUUGAUACCCGUCAGCCACAAUGACAUCGAUGACAAUUUCACAUCUCUUUUAUUCAUUGACACUGAUAUUUGUAAUUCGCUUAAGAGGACUAAAUUCCUUUUGUCAUUUGACAAUUAAGUGGUGCUACAUUUAAAGAAGUGAGAUCAUAUCUCAUGAACAAUUUCUUCUGCUGACACCUUUUCGUCUUUGACACUAUUCCCACUACCCACAAUAUUGCACGUUAUUUGGCCUAACAGGAAGAGUGAGUCUAUAUUUCUUCAACACUUUUGUGUACUGGCACUGAACUUGAUACGUAUCACUAAACAUUAGACAUGUUCUCUGAUGUGCAGAUAGAUCAAUAGGGGGCACUAUGACAAUAAAUGCAAUGUUGGACUCACUUGGGAAAUAAUACUUGGACCCCAGUGAGCAUCACUUGCGGUUAUAUUUUUUUAUUAUCUUAGUGUCAUUGCAACUCUUUAGAUAAAUCACUUCAGAAAAACUUGACAAAAUGUGCAGUUCAUCCACGGAUGUACAGUUAUAUAGGAUCAACUGUAUUUUCAAAUAUAAAUAUAAUUUAUUUCUGUAAAUUAUUGGUGUAAUGUGUACUUGAGUACAGUAUUUGAAUGUGUAUUUUUGAUACUGAGUAGAUACUGAGUUGUAUUAAAAUUGUAGAGAAUGAUGAAGUUCUCUUGUAAAAUAUUUAAAGGAUAUACCUGACACCUUUAUGUAAUGCCACAUCAUACAUCAUUUGUUUCUGACUGAACUGAUGACAUCAGACUUCAUGGCACUUGCAGGUAAAGCAAAAGAUUUUUGUAAUCCUCAGUAUUUAUGGUCAGAAAGAAAUGUGAUUUAUUUAUAUGAGUUCAUCGGUUCCUUUUUCAUGACACAAAGCAAUAACCAGGUAUUUUGUAGCCAUGGUCUUCUUUUCUUUGUUGCCAUGCUCGGUAACAGCAAGCUGGUGGAUUAAAUGUUGAUGGUCCUUAAA
Molecule: messenger RNA, 5488 nt
Organism: Ictalurus punctatus (channel catfish)
Lineage: Eukaryota; Metazoa; Chordata; Actinopteri; Siluriformes; Ictaluridae
Gene: dlk2
Product: delta-like 2 homolog (Drosophila)
Exons: 7
Coding region: 1123-2433 (436 amino acids)
Biological process (GO): establishment or maintenance of epithelial cell apical/basal polarity; heterophilic cell-cell adhesion
Cellular component (GO): protein-containing complex; plasma membrane
Molecular function (GO): Notch binding; calcium ion binding
Source: RefSeq, a predicted model, not a curated record